This is a messenger RNA of Tripterygium wilfordii, 710 nucleotides long. Its product is annotated as histone H2A.6-like. The record is from RefSeq and is a predicted model, not a curated record. Gene Ontology annotation, molecular function: protein heterodimerization activity; DNA binding; structural constituent of chromatin. Bases 107 to 514 code for a protein of 135 amino acids. NCBI's taxonomy places the organism in Eukaryota, Viridiplantae, Streptophyta, Magnoliopsida, Celastrales, Celastraceae. The transcript is spliced from 2 exons. Gene Ontology annotation, cellular component: nucleosome.
AACAAUAACGACGCACUAUUUUCACAUAUUGCUUGUGUUUUUUGCUUCUUCUCCAAGGCGAUCGUUCGUAGUUUCUCUUCUUCUUCUGUAGCUUUUUCGCGUUUCAAUGGCCGGCAGAGGGAAGACUCUGGGAUCUGGAGCCUCGAAGAAGGCCACCUCGAGGAGUAGCAAGGCAGGUCUGCAAUUUCCGGUCGGUCGUAUCGCGAGGUUUCUGAAGGCCGGGAAGUACGCCGAGCGUGUUGGUGCCGGAGCGCCUGUUUACCUCGCAGCCGUACUUGAAUACCUUGCUGCAGAGGUCCUUGAGUUGGCUGGAAAUGCUGCCAGAGACAAUAAGAAAACGCGUAUAGUGCCUCGCCACAUUCAGCUGGCAGUGAGGAACGAUGAGGAAUUGAGCAAGCUGCUUGGAGACGUGACUAUUGCCAAUGGUGGUGUGAUGCCCAACAUCCACAACCUUCUUCUCCCCAGGAAGACUGGUGCUGCAGGCAAGGCAUCAGGUGGAGAUGAUGAGAGUUAGGAGACUGAAUAGUGUCAUUGAUGUAGUGUUUUUUUUCCUAUAUUUCUCUGUUCUUGUAGUAUGUAGAUCUAGAUUUCAAUUACUUCAGUCCGUUCGUGCACGUUUAGUUGUAGCAUUUAGAGCUCUUGCUAGAAGUGAUGUGAAUACGAAAACACCCAACUAUUAUGGUGUUCUUAAUGAAAAAUCUUCCAUAAAU